Messenger RNA from Trichoplax adhaerens, 3735 nucleotides. RefSeq lists its product as uncharacterized. The transcript has 44 exons. Gene Ontology annotation, cellular component: Fanconi anaemia nuclear complex. NCBI's taxonomy places the organism in Eukaryota, Metazoa, Placozoa, Uniplacotomia, Trichoplacea, Trichoplacidae. Gene Ontology annotation, biological process: interstrand cross-link repair. Bases 1 to 3735 code for a protein of 1244 amino acids. The record is from RefSeq and is a predicted model, not a curated record.
AUGGCUACAAUAAGGGAUAACAGCUAUACUAGAACUCUGCCAGCAAAUACGACAUACUGUUAUGCAUUUAGUGUUGGGGAAGACGUCUAUAAUUGCAUACGCCGAGCUCAUAACUGCAAUAAGAAUACAACUAAAACAGCAUCCCACGACGCGAUAGUCAUGAUUAACUUACUGCAAGGACGUCGAGCUGAAGUAUGGGCGAAAAAGUAUAAGAUUCAAGAUGGCACAAAUUGCUCGACCUUACCGAUUUACUUUGCGACAGCUAUUAAUCAAAAAAUAAUUGAACUCUUCCCAACUAAUGCUAAUAUUCCAGUAAAAUAUUACCUCAAUUUUUUAAUGCCGACCGAAAAGAGGGCUGCAUUAUCUGAACUGUUACAAUCAGCUGCUUUAUUAUAUUCGAAAAAUAUGUUAGAUCGCGAUUACUUCAUUGGUCAAUUUCUAUCAAGGGAUCACAAUAUAUCCGUUGAAAUAAUGUGGAAAUUAUGCCAUCUUAACUUGGCCACCUUUGAUGACCUUUUAAAUCGGCAAAGAAGAAAUUUUACCAAGCAUUUGGCAGGUUCGAUUAUCAGCAACUAUCAAGAACAGCCCGAGGAUGUCACUGUAGCUCAUAUUUCUAAUGUAAUCUCUUAUAUUAUGAGCGACGUUCUAUCGUACUUGGAGAAUAGUUCCGUAGCUGAAGAUGAAACACACAAGCGCUUGCGUGAAUUUAUGGAUUAUUUUAUUGAAAACUACAUUGAGCACUUUCGGUUAAAUUACGAAAAGAUGAAAAAUAAGCAAUGCAAUAUUAACAACCUAGAUUUAAUGAAUUUACUAAAGUCACUGAAAUCGAUCAAAUCGACGCCUACUAUUGAGCAAAUUUUUACAACACAGAUUAUGAAGCUACUAAAAUGUUGCAAUGAUGCUGUUCUUAAAGACCUAGAAAUCUUAUCGUUACAGAAUCGUUGGCACCGUAAGGGAUCCUUACAGUCUUAUUAUGUUUUAUUUACCGAGUUACUCAAUUUUGUCGAUGCUAAAAAAUUAAGAGAAACAGUCUUUAACGUGUUAUCCCAACGUGAAAAGGUGGAUUGGAGCAGUACUCUUGCUCUUUUAUCUAUCUUGUGUAUAAAAUACGAAAAUACUACAAAUAUGUUAUAUGGUUUGAUUGAUACCAUGUUUGAAGAUGCACUCAGAAACUGUUAUCAUGAUCUCAUCCUAACUGUAAUCAUACUUGUUCGUCAGUGCAGUUUAUUAAAACUGCCAAAGUUUUAUCCAUAUACCGAAUGGAUUCAAGCUCAUAUUAUUGGUCAGCCUUCUGUACCAGCGAAUUGCCAAGACUUACUAGUUGAAUAUAUAGCUUUAGCGAAGGCUAAUUUAGCAAAAUUAAAAGAACAAGAUUUAACAAACGAAAAAGAGCAAGCAACAAACUUACUUGAUGAAGUCUUACAUGAUGAUGAGAUUUUUGAAGACGUAAAGAAAGCCGUAAUGACUUUUAAGCGAACAAAUGAAAUUCCCAGUUGCAUUUUGGAAGCUAGUGGUAAUAAGAUUCCGGCAACUCUAUGGAAUGCUUUUGAAGAGAGACGUAAUAAGCCCACUAAACUGCCAGAUCAUGGAAACUCUCAAAGCCAUGUUCUGGCUCGAUUAUGGAAGUGCGUUUCCGAAAUUCGGGAGCUUAGCCAAAGAUCUCAAGCUAAUGAGCGGCCGGACUGCAAAUUUUUACUUGAUGAAAUUAGUAAGAUCUUUAACGAAAUUUUGCCACUAUUAUCAACAAAGAAUGAUAAUAAGAAUGAGUUAUCACCGGCUAAUAAAUUGAAUGAAGGAGAAUUGGCAAUCGUGAAGGAGUUUCACAAAUCUCUCUUGGCACUUUACUGCAAAGUCUUUCAAUUAUUAACAUCAAAUAAAGAUACCGAUUUUAUGGGCAAUUGUAAAGAUUGGUACAUGGGAUUCGUAAAUGUUUUACAUUCUUUCCCUUACAUUCUAGCUUAUGUUGUUUCUGAAACUGUGGCAUAUCUUUCAUUCAAGGACCAUAAUAGUAGUGAUUGCAGUCCGAAUGGAAUAGCGAGUCUGUUGCUUGGUUUUUUGACGAGUAAGCAACAAUGGAGAUGGUUCUUAAUAAGCGAUAGCGCUAGGUUUUGUACAAAUGGCCUCGUCUUAGUUUCCGAUUACCGAAAACUAAUUAUCGAUCAUGAGUGUCGUGCAAUUUUGCGUUCUCAAUUAAAAUUGGCUCUUUACCUAUCGAUACGGUUAGAGAGUAUCCUUUCCUUGGGUAUGGGAAAUGAAGAUAUGAAAGCAGACUUGGGCUCAUUUACUGCCUUUCUAAACUCAGAACAAGGAAAAAUCAUUUUAGAAGAGGAAAAAAACAAGAUUGCUAUAUGUAUUACUUGUACAUUAUCUUUAAUGAUUGAUAGAUUAGUACUAUCGGAAUGGAUCAAUUAUGAAUUAAAUAUCUGUCAAGAUCAUGAUUUCUUUCGUAACGAAGCUGAAAGGCUAACAUAUUGGAACUGGAUCUUUCGUAAACAUUUCCUCACUAGUAGUAUCGUUAGUGGAGGUUGUGGCGGCCAAUAUCGCUACGUUUGCGAGAUGUUAAUCAAGUCUAUCAAAGAUUAUAUGGAGUGGCAUGAUAAUCAAAAUAUUGAUCCAGCUUUAGCUUUUAUGCAGUGUAUUCUUGCGGAGGCUAACCAGCAGCAAGGCAGUAAUACCAAGGACGAUAUUAUUCUGUUAAAUAUCUUGAAAGACAGACGAAACAUUAUGAUGCUUACCCAGCGAGAGACGCAUAUGUUACGGUUGGGUGGGAUGAAUGACAUCCAGAUUGAAUUAGAUUGCAUAAUCAAAAUAUUUGCUCGUAUUUCUCCAAAUGUUAUUUUAUCUAUAACUACUGGCAAAGAGCAGACACUUGAUUCGAAGAUGGAAACUUUCAAGAAUUUUAUAAACGAUAUCUUGGUUGAAUAUCAAAUAACAGGAUUUAGCUUUAGUAUGGAGCUAUGCUCUGCUCUACUAAAAAUAAUAGCCCAUUAUGGUGAUGACCUAGCCAGGUAUCUUAUAUCAACUUCACCAAUAUUAAUCGGAUCGCUCUUGGAUCAUUGGGAAAAAUUGAAUAUAAUAUCUGGGUUUUUUGGUAAUGCACUUAGCGAUUAUAUUAACGAAUUCAAUACCUUACAGGCUUGGAGUUAUCGGGCGGUAAUUGACCAUGAUUUCGGAGCUGAUAUUCCUGAUCGCCCUUCUUGGCAAUUAGCAAUUAUGAUUUUCAAACAAAUUAUUGAUAAGAGGAUUGUUGAAUUUUUAAAUUACUUGAAAAACUAUCAAGCAAGCAUAACUUUGAUUGAAGAGGUUAGUGAUAUGAUCGAAUUACAUCGUAGUACUAUUAACGUGGCAAAGGCAAUUGUAGCCUCUAAUUCUAGGAGUCUUUUAGGUCUAGUUAAUGAUAUAAAAUUCUGUCCAAUAGCAGGAAGAGAAUAUUUCAGGGUUGUAAAUUUACUAAGGGAAGCUCGUAAAAAUAUGAAUUAUUCUCGGUUGUAUCCAGUGGUUUACUUCAAUAUAUUUGGUGAUACAAUAUCUGACGACAAGGAUAAGAUAUGUACAGAUCUACAUUUUAUCAACGAAACCAAGAAAUGGUUGAAAUCUUUAAUAAAGUUAUCUUCGUUGGAUAUGCUUGAAAAAUACCACGAUAUGGUUAAGCUCUUACGGGAUCAGGAAUUGAAAGAUUUUAUCAAUGAAUAUCGUCUAAGUGUGCAAGAAAGCUCUGCUUUUAUGGCUUCAUAG